This is a messenger RNA of Dermacentor albipictus, 2042 nucleotides long. RefSeq names its product monocarboxylate transporter 3-like. Gene Ontology annotation, molecular function: transmembrane transporter activity. The record is from RefSeq and is a predicted model, not a curated record. Gene Ontology annotation, biological process: transmembrane transport. NCBI's taxonomy places the organism in Eukaryota, Metazoa, Arthropoda, Arachnida, Ixodida, Ixodidae.
CAGUGCGACCCUGUCAUAGCUUCGUGGAAAAUGUGAACGUCUCGCCUGUGUCGCAGACGGCUCAACGUUAGUGGCACAGUCACUUACCAAGUUGUGUCUUAGUCCCCAAGAUAACUGCUUCAACGUCAUAUCAUCUCGAGUGCCAAGUCGGAGCACAGGAGGGCAUCGUACGGAGUAAGUCCAUCUACUUCUGUACCUGUACAAGUGUCAUCACCGCAAGAGCGUCCGAUAAAGACCCACUUCAACGUGCCGAUAUCUGCGAGAGCUGGCGGGGCACGUGUGUCACUCGAGGUGUUUUCGUCCGCUCUAUGGAAGACAGUGACCUGGUUUUGCGUGUUCUUGAACCAUAUUUGUAUCUCCCGCGUCCUCGAGCCGAAAGGACUUUCUGGUUCACGCUCCUUCAUAUGCCUCCGCUGCGCGUCUUCUUCUGUGCAUUCCGUAAAUGAAGUCAUAUCAAGCACGAGGACACAAGGUCAUCACACACUAGGCACUCCUUCGUUGCAUCGAAUUCCUACCCAGCGCUACGGUGUGCACCAAGUAGUGAACCAAUGGCGCUGACUUUGGACUCCUUGAAGAGCGACCCAUCGUUCGGGCUGGACUCAAGACGCAGCUGGGUGACGGCGGCAUUCCUGAGCAUAUCAUUGACUAUGGCGCUGAUUGCGCAUCAUUCGGUGGGUGUGCUGUAUUUUGGCAUCGUUCAGACAUACGAUGUGAGCAGGCAGGAAGCGUCGUGGCCACUUGUGCUGUCCCACACUCUGGCUUUCUUGGCAGGUCCGGUCAUGGGGUAUCUCUGCGGCCGAUGCUCCUGUCAAGUGGUGUUGCUCGUGUCGAGCUUAACGGCAGGCGUUUCCGCCUGCGCUUGCUUCAUCGCUGAAAGCAUAUUCGCUUUAAGUAUCCUGUUUGGAAUUGUCCACGGAACAGCGGUGUGUGGCGUUCACGUUGCCGUUACCGUCAUCGUGUCCCAGCACUUCGAGAAACGCCGUGCAACAGCGUGCAGCGUAAUUUACACGGCCAUGUGUAUCAACAGCGUGUACCUGCCGCCCUUGGCUGAGCUACUUCGAGUAACUUACGGGGUCCACGGCACCUUCCUUCUACUCGGUGGCAUGGUCCUAAACUCAUUUCCUCCCGUUCUCGCCGUCCAAAGUCCCGAGUGGACAAAAUCGAAAAAGCAUGCUGUUGGCGACACGGGGCACAUUCUUAUCAAGGACAAUGGGAAGAAUCCGAACAAUCUUCUCCUACCUGCAGCUGAGACGGGCAAUGGGUGCUUUCCCAACGACGCCGAAAUGCCGAACGGCAAAGCGCACCAAACAAAGUUCGCUGAACUACCACUCCAUCAGAACGACGACUUCGGCCUCAAGACCAUCCCGUUGCUCUCGUCAAAAAAGAAAUCAGUGGGCAAGGACAAUGCAGCCAACCCAAGUUUUACUCUGAUUGUGAGACAAUUCGCCAGCGUGCCAUUCGCCGUCACUGCGAUAUCCUUCGCUGUCAUCGCGCUAGGAAUGUCGACAUUUAUUUUGCUUUCUGUGGACGUUGCCGUGGACCGAGGAAUCCCUUCAUCCAGCGGCGUCUUUCUCCUGAACGCCUUCGCGGUGACAGACAUUGUGGCGCGGCCGCUAAGUGGCCUGAUAAUCGACUCUGGUUUCUUAUCACUAGAGAGCGUUAUGCUGAUCGGAUACAUUCUCCAAUUCUUGGCGCUAGAACUCUUCGUGUGGUUAGAGCAUUUCCCGCUUAUGCUGGCUUCCUCUGCGCUAUUUGGUGUCAGUAAUGGACUGAGGGUCACUCUGCUGGCGCCUUUUAUCGUUAAAGACUUUGGAAUCGAAAGAAUGCCACUCCUGCUUGGUGGAGUGUCCUUCUGGAGUGGCGUCGUCCUGCUCACAAGACCAUUUCUGGUUGGUUACUGGAGAGACCACCUGGGAUCCUACGACGGCCUACUUCAUUUCGUGGCUAUACUAAACGCUGUCGUUGCGGUCAUGUGGAUGGCGAAGCUUUACUUGCUGAGACGACGAAAACGGCUCAUAUAGGAAAAUAAAAACAUGUAUUUA